Geodia barretti is the source of this 864-nucleotide messenger RNA. NCBI's taxonomy places the organism in Eukaryota, Metazoa, Porifera, Demospongiae, Tetractinellida, Geodiidae. The record is from the annotation of a GenBank genome assembly.
AUGAGAAGAUUAUGGCUGUUAAGAAUCAUCUAUCUUGAGACAGUGGCCGGAGUACCAGGUAUGAUUGGUGCGAUGGUGCGUCACUUGAAGUCUCUGCGGCGCAUGACUCGGGACCAUGGCUGGAUACACACCUUGCUGGAGGAGGCAGAGAAUGAGAGGAUGCACCUCCUCACAGCUCUGGAGCUGAGGAGACCUGGACCUCUCUUCAAGAUUUCCGUCAUUGGAACACAGGCCGACAGAUCAAAGCAGCUCUAGAUGAAACAUCUUGGAAUGUGGACCGACUCUCUGUACUGAAAGUGACUCUCAAGAAGAAGCUAGACACAUUAAUGGGACUCGAUGUAGAGAUCAUCUAAAACACACCUGAGGAUGGAUUAGACGAUGAGAUUAAGCAGUCAGACGAAUACGAAUACCUUGGGGAAAUGUACGUGUGGGAAUGCAGUUGGAUUGCUAACCGAUGACAUUGAUGCUGAACGUUGUCCUAACUGGUUCGUCUGCCAAUCACAUCAUGCAUUGAACGAAAGGGGUGAUGGGGCUACUAGUCUGUAGGUCGACAUGUCAUUGGAGUGUUUGCUGGGGUGAUGGGGGACUAACUGCUGUUCACACUACAUUGGGUUGGGUAUUGUCAGGUCCACAGGACUCAGUAAAGUGUUGGAUGAACAUGACCACCACACAUGCACUCCUUUCUGACACACGUGCCUCCGAGACCAUGGCUUUAGAUGCACAACACAACUUCCUACCAUUCCGAUCAUAUAAAAUUAUAUAGAAUUGCCCUAACAGCUGACAUAGAGAAGAUUAUUGCAAUCAAUAGCUGUGACUUCCUGAUCUGGGUAGAUGACAUACACAAGGAGAAACCUGGAUCUAAAG